AUGCCAGUCCCGGCGCCCGGUGCAGGGACGGGGCGUGGCUUCUUCCCAGGCAAUCCGGAGAUGCUGCUGCUGCUGUUAGUGGGUGCCCUCCGCUGCAGCCGGCGGCUGGCCGGGUCUCAGGCUGCAGCAGAGGCCGGGCGCUCGCUGGGGAAGGAAUGCAUCUAUCUAUUCAGGCACCCGCACAAUAGUGGUACUACAGUGCCUUUGUACAGAUCCCAUCACAAGUGCUUAGUUAACAUGUGGAGGUUCCCUGCAGUGCUGAUAGUCGAUGGACGGCGGUACAUGCACGCAGAUGCACAGGGCAAUGGUUCCGAAAAUGCUACUUCCCUGAUGGGCAAGGAGCCUAGCUCCAAGGAAGAGGCUGCUUCUUCAGAGGACAAAGAUUCUGCUUUUGCCAUCCCUCCAACACUUCUCCCCCCCACAAACUGUUGCAUGAGUGGAUGCCACAACUGUGUGUGGAUUGCAUACACUGAAGAGCUUCUGAAGUAUUACCAGGACGGUGGAGAACAGGCAUUAGCAGCUGUGGACAAACACAUACAGGAUGAGAAUAUAAAAAUAAUCUUAAAGAUGGAGAUCAGAUUCCGCAUGAAGAAAGACUGAAACUUUUUAAAAAGAAAAACAACAACACUGGCAUAGCUGCAUACCUCACACCUGGUCUUGGGCCAUAACAAAUUCUGAAGGAAAAAUAUAUCCUGAUUGUUUAUUCUCCCUUCUGAAGUAGAAGGGGCAAGUCUAAUUUUAUACAGGAGUCCCAGCAUUAUUAAGCCUAUCGGGAUGAUAAUAUUCUGGUAAAAUUAAACUACCUGCUCUUAAAAAGAUGUCCUUAUCCUGUAUCCUAUGAUGAUGAUUAUGUUUAACUGUAUUUAUUAUUUAAUGAUGGAAAAAAUGCUGGUUUAAGAUUGGAGUUAAGGCUACCUCAGGUUGGCUGAUGAUAUAACAAGAGUGCCACUCAGUAGGAUGAUAAUGUUAUUUAUUAUGACUGUUCAAAGUGCUUAGCCUACAUUAUUUCAGUAAUCCUUAUCGCUGCCCUGUUACAUAGAUUGAGGAUGAGCCAUAAAAGUGAAUGGUUUCCAUUGUCCUCUACUUUUCCCCACAAAGGGCCUACAAUCAGCAAUGCUGCUAAGCAUACAGCAAAACAAUAUUGGUCAGGGAUGAGGGCUUGGCAGAUUUUGUCUCCGUUUCCAGCAGUGCUGCCAAUUGUAGCACUUACUUUCCCCCCUCAAUGAUAGGAAGAGCUUUUCUAGGCUUUUGUAGAAGAGAACUAGCACCCACAAAAGUGCAUGCCCCUUCUAGGCCAAAAGGGGCAACCAACUGGAAACCCAAUGUAUCAGAGGCAUCUAUUUCUGUGUAAUACAGUAUUAUUAUUGGGGAGCUGCCUAGCCAUGUGAUACAUGCAUAUACAGCACUGCCUAUGAUUGCGAACUGACCACAAAACAACUGGCAAAACUGGCUUUGUACCUUUAAGAUCACUGUUAACUGGCACAAAUCUGCCAGUGAACCUUUUUUGCAGAAUGGAUUAACAUUGUGCCUGCUGUUAAAGGAGCCAAUUAAAAAGAUGGCAUUCCUAAAAGAGAGAAAUUUCCAUUUGGCUGUGUUAAUUCCACUUAAUUCAGACCAGCCUUGCCUCAUUGGUAAAAAGCCACAAACCCCAUUUCAAAACAGAGAAGGAUCUUAUGCAAAGCUUUGCAUUUCCUCUUGCCCCUUCUAGAAAAGCAAACCACCGCCCUUGUCCUUGGUUUGCCUACCAGGAUAAUAUCACUUACGAUCCUUUCCUAACCCCCUUGCGCUAAAGGAUUUCUCAAGACAGCCUAACCACAGGUCACUUUAAUGGAACUGCUGAACCUUCCACGAAGUACAGCUAGCUAGACUUUAGUAAAUAGGAUUAAGCUACAUUCUGUUAAGUGAACACAGCUGGAUCACUUUGUGUAUCAACAUUUUUAAAAAAUGCUUAAUUUGGUGCAAGUGGCGUGGAACUCAUUGUACUGAAAUUCAUUGGUGGGAAUUCUUGCCUGUGAGAAAGAAGAACAUCAGAAGCCUUGAAUUCAUCAUGCCACCUUAUGUUUACACAGACAGCCCUUUGUUCAUGAUUAUUGCACGGAGUAUAGCUUCUUACUUUAAG
This is a messenger RNA of Zootoca vivipara (common lizard), 2119 nucleotides long. It is a transcript of the gene OXLD1, whose product is annotated as oxidoreductase like domain containing 1. The record is from RefSeq and is a predicted model, not a curated record. Gene Ontology annotation, cellular component: mitochondrion. Lineage: Eukaryota; Metazoa; Chordata; Lepidosauria; Squamata; Lacertidae.